This is a messenger RNA of Durusdinium trenchii, 1707 nucleotides long. The record is from the annotation of a GenBank genome assembly. Lineage: Eukaryota; Dinophyceae; Suessiales; Symbiodiniaceae.
AUGCUGAUCCUCUACUUGAAGCAGACCUUCGACCACAAGCGGCACCACAUUGACGUCUUCGCGGUGACGGGGCCGGUGAUGUACACGAAGUGUCUGGUGGACAGUGGAAUGCCCAUCAGCCUCGCUCCACAGGAGUGGCUCUACCCAGCCUUCCACUACGUGCCCAACCCGGACGCCAUCAACUUCGCCGCCUUCCCCAAGUGCUUGAUGUUCCAAUUCGGCUACACUUGCUCUGGGCUGGAAGGCUACGUGAAGUCCAAGAAUCGUUGCAAGAAGGCGCGACAGUGUCCCUUCCACUCCAAGAAGGUCUGGCCCCUGGGCGCCUUCCGCCCGCUGCCCACGGUAGAGGACUUGGAAGCGAAGUUCACGAGCCCGCCCGACGUGCCGAAGGUGAUUCACCAGGUGGUCCUGGGUGGUGUGGAUUCGGAUUUCGACCCUCGGCGCUGGCGACAGAGCUGGUGGGACGACUUCUGCAAGAGCCAUCCGGGCUUUGAGUACAGGACCUGGUCGAAGGAGCAGCUCCUGGGCCGCAAGUGGUUCUGUGCCAACUUGUACGUGGAGCCCUUUGAUGAUCACGCCAUCACCUCCUUGAUGAUGGAGAUCCUCUUCGAGGAGGGUGGCUUCUAUGUCCCUCUCUCUACCCUGCACCAGCCGGGCUAUGGAGAGGACGCCUUCUUCACCGAAGGCUUCGAGGGUAGCUUCGUGGAGGGCAACGGAGGAGUCCUCGGUGCAGCCAAAGGCUCUCCGGAGCUCUUCCAGAAGCUCAUGGAGCUCUACGACAAGGGCACCGUGGGCCCUAUGGAGCCCCCGGGACCCGAGGGCCCUCGCGUCCUUCAAAUGGGCUUCCGAGAUGGCAUGGUGCUGAAGGGUCGAUUUCCCAAUCGCAGCCGUUACCUGGGUGCACAGCAGGUGGUGGCUUUUACGCCUGGCGAUCAACGGCUGGAACAUGCCAGCUUGAGCUUCUCCUACGAGUGCCAGGUGCCCUGCUUCUCAUGCAAGGGCAUUGAGGCGAUGCAGGCGGCAGUCAGUGAGAUGGGUAUUUCGUCGAAGGCGCUCUUCCUGACGGACCGGGAGUUCUUUCAGAUGACCCGCCUGCGCGAGGAGCUGCCAGGGCAUUUGGACCAGCUCGGUGUUCAGGGUUGGGAUGUGGUGCUCCUGGGCAUCGAGUGGAACACCGGAGAAGAGGAGGUAGCGAUCUUUCCUGUCUCCCCAGGCGGCCGCCCCCGGAACUCGCGCGUGGCCGGCUUCGUGGCGAACCUGGCGGCGCCCACGAACGGCGCCGCGCUGCGCCGCGCCUUGCAGCGGGGCGUCACCGAGGACGGUUUCGAUCCGGCGCCGCUCUUCGAUGCCGCCGGGGAGUUGAAGCUCCACUUUGUGGCUGAGAAGUACGCAGGCAGCAUGGAGGAGGCCCGGAUCUUCCGGUCGAUGCCCUUGGUGCAUCGGGCGUUCAAGCAGCUGGCGGACCAUGAGCCUCCCAUGCAUUUUGAGCGCCAUGAACUCCACGGGAACUUGAUGAAGGGAUACCACUCUGAUAGCCUCCGGUUUGAGAUGAUCCUGGAACCGAACGGUGGGAUCAUGUUCCGCAGCUGGAACGAGGACAACUCCACCAAUUCGGAGGUGAAGAUGAGCGAUUGCAACGUGGAGUGGAUGAAAGUCUACUUCAAUCAUCAGGUUUGCAAGGAGAUCAAGAACGAGGCUUUGCCUUGA